Molecule: messenger RNA, 1226 nt
Organism: Ostrinia furnacalis (Asian corn borer)
Lineage: Eukaryota; Metazoa; Arthropoda; Insecta; Lepidoptera; Crambidae
Product: HIG1 domain family member 1A, mitochondrial
Exons: 3
Coding region: 344-652 (102 amino acids)
Biological process (GO): mitochondrial respirasome assembly
Cellular component (GO): mitochondrion
Source: RefSeq, a predicted model, not a curated record
UUCGAGUAGGUACUAAACUACGUCAUGUCAUCAAUGUAAACAGCACUAUCAAUUUUAUUAUACUGUAUUGUUGAUUGUUACGAGUGACGGUGACGAAUAAGUGCGAGGAAUGGUGCAACACGUUGAUUUAUCUAUCACUCGGACAGACUUGAUACUUGCCCACUUCAUAAGCGGUAAAUCCUGGCGUUUCUUUGCACACGUCCACACAGAGCACGUAAUAAUAGCACACGUUUUAUAGUGCUUGUAUAAAAUAGUUUGGUACGUCGAGAUCAGUGCUUUUAGAGUUUAUUGUGCAAUAAGCAAGAUCCCUAUCUACCGGAACCUAACAAAAUUGAACUCGAAGAUGGCCGGUGAAAAACCCACAUUUGACUACCAUGAAGAAUCUCAUUCUGAAAAAUUGGCACGGAAAACAAAGGAAUCUCCAUUCAUGGUCAUCGGAAUAGCUGGCCUUGCUACAUCCGUCGGAUACGGCAUCUACAAGUUCAAGCACCGGGGUCAAAUGAGCACAAGCGUUUUCCUCAUGCAGUUCAGAGUGAUCGCUCAGGGGACGGCCGUUGGCGCCCUCACGGCAGGCAUGAUAUACACGCUCUACAAUAACCACUUCAAUAAGAAGCCAGCCAUCUCGGAUAAAGUAUUACCUACGGCAAAUUAAUUCUUCUGUGCCUCUGAUAGCAAAUGCUUCCUAAUAAUGUAAUAUCAAAUGAAAAUGGUUCCUUGCUGUGCUGCUCUCUACUCCCUACAGCUGUGGUUGUAUGCAGGUAGUGACGACAGCACAUCGAGUAAAAUGUGGGUUGUGUGCGUCCAAGUGUACAAAAACGUAGUUACGAGUAAAUAGUAACCGCUAUAUUCUAGGAAGCAUUUGGAACGUUCUGUAAACCCCACACAUUUGGGGUCUCUUGAGUACUGCCUACCAAUUAUGUAUUCUGACAUUCUGUGGUACUAACUAGUACCUAAGUAUUAUUAUUAUUUUUAAUUAACGAGACGAGGGAAGAGAUCUUCUAUGAUGAUAAAUGAUAUAUGUGUAUUAAGCCAAUUAAAACAAUGAUGUGUCAAUUACUUAUUUUUAUUUUAUUGCACUUUUUUUGAAAGCUUAAAUUAAAAAUGCUAACAUUAAAUGAAAUAAUUCUCAAUAAAUUGCAUGUUUGUGAUAAAAUGUAUAUCUUCAUAGACAUUAGGAUAUCAUGGUGUUAAAAUACUAUAGUGCUAGGUAUAGCGAAGUGACUAAA